CGGGUGACGUCGCGUCGGUUGUCUUCCUUGAACCUUUGCCCCGGACGCAUCGCGAACUCCGUCAUUCGCGAGCACCACCUGCUGCUAUCACUUGCGACGCAGCAUCCCUAAUCGAAUUGGUUUCUCACCCCGGGUCAUGGCCUACUAUCACCUGUUCCAUAGUUAAAAUUUACACUCCGAUUGGUUUCCUUCCCAAAAAAUCGUCAGUGUUGUAUAGGGUAAAAGUGUGACGCGCGUGUUCAAGUGGUGAAAACGAUCAAUUUUCGAUCCGAGUGAGAAAAAUGUCUCCGUCGAUGUCGUCGUCUUCGUCAUCCGAUGCGGAAAAGAUGCUGCAGCCCCCCUCGCACAGAAAGGGGUGCUCUAUGGCGACGAAGACGAAUGUGCAGCAGUAAAAUAUUGAAGAAAAAAUAGGAACGUUUUCGGCAGAUAGGUCAUCCACCGGCAGGAGUGUCGUUUCUUGCGGAACGAAAGUCAGCGAAGAAGUUGUUCAAAUUUUUCCUUUCUUUCGACGGGCUUUUAUUUUUGGCCAUUGGCCAUCCCGGCCAAGCCCUGCAAUUGCUCUCCCAGCCCCCCUCAGGGAAACCAUCACCCAGCCGGAGCAUAAUAUCGCGUGUGGCCCCUCCAAAAACGUGUGAAACGGCUCAGCUCGCGUCGCGGGCCGCAGUUUGGUGACAGACAGACAUGAGAACGGACGGACGGCGCUUGGCGGACGACGAAGGCGAAGACGACGCUUGGUUGGUAGAACUGGCAACAGGUGGAGACGGAGGUGGUGGUGGUGGUGGCAGCUGUGAAUUUGCUAACGGUGGACGACGGACUAGCCGCGGGUCGACGAUGAUAUUUGCCUGCGACAGUGCUCAUCAUCACCCUGUUCAGUCUAUCAGCUGAGCCCGACGGCUUAAGUCGGUGAGUCGUCGAUCCGCGACGGUACACGUGCCAAUUGCGACCAGCGCAACGAUGGAAUUGUCCACCGCGAGGGAAGAAGUGUCCGGAAUCGUCCGCAACGGAAACCCGGAAUCUACAGUGGAAUGUGAUAACAGUAGCAGCAACGGUAGUGAUAGUGAUAGGCUAGCUUUAGUGGAUCCCGAGAACAUAGCCCGGUUCAAGGCCGAGUUGUUGCAGUUUCUGGAUGAUCUGUACACUCCUGACCAGCCAUGGGACUUGGGUGUGUUCGAAGGCUAUGGACGCGGAAUGGUGGCCACCCGGGACAUCGCAGAGAACGAAUUGAUCUUCCUGGAUCGACCGAUUCUGGUCGGUCCCCGAGUCAACAACUACGAUGUGAUAUUCUGUGCCAGCUGUUGUAGAUUACAGAAGAAGCUAACCCUCUGUAGUGGGGGCUGCCGAUUACCGGUUUGUCCAGAGUGUGACUUUUCGGCAGCUCCGGAAACCUCGCACACCGCCGAAUGUCGCCGGAUAAACUCCUGGGAACCCAAAGACCAAAACCGUUACUGUAAAACCAUACUCUACGCGCUGACCUCGAUCCGGGGCUUCCUCCUAGAUGACCUUAGUCGGUCGAUCGUGCUCAACAUGGAAGCUCACCCACCUCGCAAAGACAUGACCACCGAGGUCGACCGGAUUCUCAAGGAUCAAGUCUUCAACAAUCUCCCGGAAGACGGCUCUGACGUUCAAUAUCUCCGUAAAGUAAUCGAUGUGCUCAAUACUAACGCUUUCGAAACGUUUCGUAUGGUGAAGGACGAGGAUAACAACGAUCACGAGAUCGUCCUGCGGGGACUCUACAUCCUCGGUGCCCUCAUGAACCACUGCUGUCGGCCCAAUAUCCGGUACGUGUUCGAUGAAAAGCUCGUGAUGCGUUGCUACGCCUCCAAACCGAUCCGCAAGGGGGAGCAGAUCUUCAACAACUACUCCAAAAGCCUCUGGGGGACGCAACACCGGAUCAUCCACCUGUGCUUCUCGAAGCACUUUCUGUGCGGUUGCGAUCGCUGCCUGGAUCCAACGGAAAUGGGCACCUAUCUGGGGGCGUUGAAGUGCGUCCGCGACAGCUGUCCCCAGGGUCGGAUGGUGUCGAUGAAUCCGCAGAAGAUUUCGUCGGCUUGGCAGUGCGACACCUGCGGGCUGAAGAUGAACAAUCUGAAAAUCACCCGGAUCCAGGAGAUCGCCGGCAGGAUGAUCCUGAGCAAUGCGGUCAAGAAGGACGCUGCCUACAUUGUGGAGUACAUGAACGAGCACGUGUCGAAGUUUCUGCUGCCGUGCAAUCAGUUCAUGGUGGAGUUGAAGCUGCAGGCCAUUUUGAAGAUUCAGGACGAUGCGACGCUGGAGCUGCAGGGGGAGAAAGAGAAGUACUGCUUGGAGAUUUUGGGGAUUUUGGAGAAGCUCGAGUACGGCGAGUGCUACAUCAAGGGGGUGCUGUGCUACGAGCUGUUUAAGGUGCGGAUGGCGAUCGCAAGGGUUAAGGAAGAGACAUUCCCGGAUGAGGCCACAUUGGGCCUCUUGAGAACUGCUUGGACCAUCCUUGGACCCAGUGCAAACCGCCCACGCGAUUUGGCUCAACUCGCACAAUCAUACGGUUGCGAAGAUGUUUGAUGACAAUCGGUAAAUACCAAACAGAAAGUGUUAUAGAACAAUCAAAAAGCGGUUGUGCUUCGUUCGGUCUCAGUAGGCCGAUCAGCAACAUGGUAACGAGAUGGUUGUUUUAAGCGCACCAAUCAAAAGGCACACACAAUGCACAAACAUUCAGAAAAAUACACACACAAACAAGCACCGGAAGCAGUGCAAAACUGAUUGAGAUUUCAGAUUUCGGAGUGAUACACAGGUAGUUUGCAUUGGGGUGGUUCAUCAAAGUGUAAAAGUCUUAAGUUACACUUAUAAAAUCAUGGUGUAACUUAAGAUUUUUGUAGUUUGAUUAUUUUCUACCACCCUGGUGUGCAUUUAGGACAAUUUUUGCUCACAACAUUACACUGAUAUUUAGACAGCGAAAUUGAUAUAAGUACACUGAAAUGACACUGACAGCCACACCGUCGCCUAGGUGAUGGGUGCUGUUGGUUUUACUCGCAUCUCAUAACUACUUACACGUUAAGUCUCACAUUCUCCUACCAGUAGAAGAUAAGCGAAUUUGAAACAUUUUUAUAUUGGUAACUAGAGUCACACAAGUGUAGAAAAAGUCGAAGGCGUGCUUCCAUUCGAUAGCAGCAGAAAAGGAGAAACAAAAAACGGCACUAUGAAUGAAAACAAACAAAUGUCAUUACACUCGGAUUGACGCACAAAGACUGGCACCUUUUCUCGCACCUCGUCUUUUUCGCCUAUAAAUCGUUAAAUUUUUGCCCCCCUCCCUCUAUAUCGGCCUUUCUCUUUCAGCAGGCUAUUUACCAUUUUCUCUCUAGUCUAGUCAGAAUAAGUAAUAAGAAGUAAAAAAAAUUGUGUCUUUCAAAUCUGUCCAUUUGUUGACAAGAACAGUAUAUCUAUUUCCAGUCAUUACACCGUCAAACGCGAAGAUGAGAACCACAGGUGAAUCCUGAUUUUUUGAAUAGGAAUCGGGGGAAGUCAUUCAACCUGUAAACGGGGAUCUAGUAGCCAAACAAUGGACAUAGUUAAAAAUUUCUAAAUUUUCUCUAGUAUAAAAUUAGAAGAAGAACAAAACAGGACACGAUCAAAUAUCAUCAGCAGAAGAUAUCCAAAUAUUUACCCAUCAAUCUUUCUAGUCAAGUUCCAAACUAGUAUUUCUAGGCAGAUGCAUACACAUUACGAUACUCAAAGUAUAUUUAAUAAAAGAUUAAAUAAAUGACACAUCCACGUAUAUAUAACUAUAUAUUUUCUGUCUUUAUCGAUAUUAAGCAAACAUUUCAAUCCAGAUAAUUAAAUAAAUUUUUCGCUUGGACUUCGGAA
Messenger RNA from Aedes aegypti (yellow fever mosquito), 3837 nucleotides. RefSeq names its product protein msta (gene SmydA-8). The coding region runs from base 955 to 2538 and encodes 527 amino acids. The record is from RefSeq and is a predicted model, not a curated record. Gene Ontology annotation, molecular function: protein binding. Lineage: Eukaryota; Metazoa; Arthropoda; Insecta; Diptera; Culicidae. The transcript is spliced from 4 exons.